Messenger RNA from Panicum virgatum (switchgrass), 1029 nucleotides. RefSeq lists its product as uncharacterized. The transcript is spliced from 4 exons. The coding region runs from base 256 to 1029 and encodes 257 amino acids. NCBI's taxonomy places the organism in Eukaryota, Viridiplantae, Streptophyta, Magnoliopsida, Poales, Poaceae. The record is from RefSeq and is a predicted model, not a curated record. Gene Ontology annotation, molecular function: DNA binding.
AAGGCAGUAAACGGACGCUCACAGACCCAAGGUGUGCCGGAAUUUUGUCAGUCUCCUCUCCUCUCCCCUCCCCAGCUAGUUCCGUUUCACAUCCCCCUCCUCUCCAUUUGCAUCCCCUCCCAUGGCCUGAGUUCCGAGACCCGCGGCCAUUCGCCCACCCCCGAAUCUGGCACCUCAUCGAUCGCCUCGGCGUCGUCGAAAGGAGGGAGGCUCCGGUUCUUGGUUUCUUGGCCAGAACCCAGGUAAGAGAAUACGAUGGAUGGUGUGGGGAGCCAGGGGAUUAAGAAGGUGCAUUUCGGGGAUUCCUCCUCCCAGGUGCCUCUACCUCUGAUUACCUACAAGAGGCGCAUUACCUACAAGAGGCGCCGGCUGCAGAAGCCGCAGCCUCAGCAAUCAGAGCCACAACAGCAAGUGGAGCCACGGCCGGAGCCGGAACCGGAGCCAGAGCACAAGGCUGGAGAUGUGCCGGCGCAGCAGAGUAAAGAUAUUUUUUGGAAAAGUAGGGAUAUGGGAUGGAAGUAUGGCAUAAUGAUCGAUGAAAAUAGACAACACUGGAAGUGCAUGUAUUGUGGCCUAAUUAGGUAUGGUGGUGGUGUAUCUAGACUCAAACGGCAUCUAGCUGGUGAUUUAGAUGUCAAAAUGUGCCCCAAAGUUCCAGCAGAUGUUGUUGAGGAAAUAAGGGAGCAUUUGCAGAAGAAACGAGAGAGGCGGAGGAAGCGAACUGCUCAAAAUGGUGGGAACAGUGUAAAGACUAAGAGCUCUUCUGAUGAUGCAAAUGUUGAUGAGGAUAUUCUACCUUCUGACUCAGUGCUGCCAGCUGGAAUGAGCAGUAAUGUUCUUGAAGUCACUAACCAAACGAGUAUGGUUCAUCAGGAUCCUACUUAUCCCAGGGUAUACAAACAGACAAUAAGCACUUUUUCCUCUUUGGUUUGUUUUCUAUUUAUUGUCAUAUACUGCUUCGAUUCUUGUGUGUUCCGUAGUGGCGGUGGUGGUGGUGGUGACUUAAGAACAUAUGCAUGUAGCAAAUGA